AGUCCCAAGUUGAUGCUGGCCAUGAGGCGCAGUCUCGAACACAACGGCUGGACCUGCGAUACGCACUUCCAGCAUACACCGGUACGCUGUAAUUAGUCGACUUCAUGCGAAGGCGCAAUCAGCUCUACUUGGUGACGCUGGGCCUGCAUUUGGUUCACUCUGUCCAAACCAGCUCAAAAAUGAGCGCUGCGCUACAACCGCAGACAGUAAGACAAGUAACACACUUACCUCGGCGGCAGAAGGCGAACGCACGCAGCCAGUCACGGGCUGGUAGGUCCCGCAGUGAGCGCAGACAAGUGUUUACGCCAGCAAAGCAGCACGCAGUGGAAGAAGCAGUAGUAGCGGUGGUUUUGCAGCACGUAGUAGAAGAAGCAGUGAUACCGCUAAAUGCGACAUGGGUGGCGAGCGACGCAGAAUUCGCGCGUAUAAAACCUGGCAAUUCCCUCGCUUCGACAGUCUGAUACGCUCCACAAUCUCUCGACAGACCAAAACCCAACACACCGACGGAAUCUCAGGCGCUACCAAGUCAUCAAACAUCUUGCCUU
This is a messenger RNA of Ceraceosorus guamensis, 545 nucleotides long. RefSeq lists its product as hypothetical. The record is from RefSeq and is a predicted model, not a curated record. The coding region runs from base 105 to 461 and encodes 118 amino acids. The transcript is spliced from 2 exons. Lineage: Eukaryota; Fungi; Basidiomycota; Exobasidiomycetes; Ceraceosorales; Ceraceosoraceae.